GGCAGUUUAAGCAUUUCCCAAACGACAAUCGAAAGGCCGGGAAACUGUGAACGCAAGGGUGUGGGAGGCUGGAAGGGUAUCCAAACUAGGCGUAUUUGAAAUAUGAAAUUCUCGAAAUGUAGAACGUGAAGGUGAAGAUGCAACGGCCUAACAACAUCACUGUUGAAAUCGAAGACGACGAAUUCCUAUCGCAGCUCGCGGCGGUGGAGGACUACGUCGUCUCUAACAAACGUCCGAAGCUUCUUUGCGCCUCUGAGGAAGAAGGACAAUACACCGCUGCUUUGAAGGGAAGCCACAAUUUUCCCGCCACUGCAGUAACCAAAGGAAUAAGCGGCGGCGUUCCGGUGGUCGCUGGUGGCUCUUGCUUCAAAUGUGGAAGGCCCGGCCACUGGGCUCGCGACUGUGUGGAACCGGCACCUGGAGGGCAUGGUGGAGGGCACUUUGGUAAUUAUGGGAAGGACGCUGCCGUGGUCGAGAAAGCUUGCCCCUGUGGAAUGGGAACUUGUUUGAUCUUGACGGCCAACACCGAGAAAAAUCGAGGUCGCAAGUUUUACAAGUGCCCUAUUAGAGAGGAGAGUGGCGGCUGUGGUUUCUUUGAAUGGUGUGAUAAUGCUGCUGGAACUAGAAUGACUUCUGGAGGCAACCAAAGUUCCGUGUCUGAUUCAUUGUUUCCAUCCUUUCAUUGUCCUUGUGGUGCUGGAGCUUGCUUGAUUCUAACAGCUAAAAGUGGUAAAAAUCAUGGCCAAAAAUUUUAUCGCUGUCCAAGAAACCAGGCAGAUUCUUGCGGUUUCUUCAAGUGGUGCAGUGAGCUCUCUGUUGGGGAUGGUGUAUCCGUCAGUCCCUGCAAGAGCAAUUACAAUAUGAGUGAGAAAGACAGACCGAGCUACGAUUCUGGAAGUCGGUCGGCAUGUUUCAAAUGUGGCAAGCAAGGGCAUUGGGCAAAAGACUGCCUUAUGGUCACACCAAAUGCUCCUGCCAGGGGACAAAGAUCUGCCUCAACAAACGACACUUGUUAUAAAUGUAACAAGGCUGGACAUUGGGCGAAGGAUUGCUCAUCAAAUUAGUUGGUAAACCAGCAAACGGAAGCGUUAGACGCCACUUUCCUCAUUUCAAAGCCUCGCUAAUCGUACCUGUAAAUAUUGAUUACUAUGAAUAUGUUUUGAUAUCUUCUGGUGCUCACUUGCAGAAGCAAAACUAAGUUUUGUACAAGCUAGUCGAGCUAAAUCAGGUUUUGACCUUCACUCAUCUCUUUUCUGAAUGUUCUGGUCCCAUUUAGUGAAGCUGAACGGUUGAUGCGCCAGGAUCGCAAGCUUUGCAAAUUCCAAAGAGAUCAAUAAAAUAGUGUUACGCUGCA
Molecule: messenger RNA, 1354 nt
Organism: Neltuma alba
Lineage: Eukaryota; Viridiplantae; Streptophyta; Magnoliopsida; Fabales; Fabaceae
Product: DNA-binding protein HEXBP
Exons: 3
Coding region: 138-1064 (308 amino acids)
Molecular function (GO): nucleic acid binding; zinc ion binding
Source: RefSeq, a predicted model, not a curated record